AUGAAUCUCUCUAUUUAUUCCCUGCUUUUCUCUCCUUUUUACUCUCACUUUUCCCUCCAUUUUAGUCUCUCUUUUUAUUCCACUCUCUUUUUAUCACAUUUUCAUCUCUUCUUUUUUAUUCCCACUUUUCUCUCCUUUUUAGUCUCUCUUUUUAGUCCCUCUUUUUCUCUCCUUUUUAGUCUCUCUUUUUCCUCCUAUUUAGUCUCCCUUUUAAUCCCUCUUUUCACAAUUUUUAGUCUCUGUUUUUAUUCCCACUUUUCUCUCUUUUUUCUCAUUUUUAUUCCCACUUUUCCCUCCUCUUUGGCCUUUUUUUCCCUCCUUUUCUCUCCAUUUAUUCCGAUUUUCCCUCCCUUUUAUUCUCUCUUCUUAUUCCCUCAUUACCCCAUUUUUAGUCUCACUUUUUAUUCUCAAUUUUCCCUCCUUUUUAGUCUCUGUUUUUAUUCCCUGUUUUCCCCAUUUUUAGUCUCUCUUUUUAUUCACACUUUUAUCUCCCCUGCAGUCUCUCUUUGUAUUCCCUCUUUUUCUCUCCUUUUUAUUCCCACUUUUCCAUCUUUUUCGUCUCUCUUUUUAGUCCCACUUAUUCUCUCGUUUUUAUUCCCUUUUUUCCCUACUUUUAAUCUCUUUUUUCAUUCUAUUGUAAACACUCUUUUUAUUUUCAAUUUUUCUUUCUUUUAUUUCUUUCUCUUUUAUUUUCUCAUUUUAAUUUCUAAUUUUCUUUUUUGCACAUCAUUUAUCGAUAUCAUCAAAAAAUGCAGCGAUUUAAUUUAUUUAUAA
Molecule: messenger RNA, 774 nt
Organism: Acanthosepion pharaonis
Lineage: Eukaryota; Metazoa; Mollusca; Cephalopoda; Sepiida; Sepiidae
Source: the annotation of a GenBank genome assembly